This is a messenger RNA of Nymphaea colorata (pocket water lily), 1284 nucleotides long. RefSeq lists its product as uncharacterized. The coding region runs from base 1 to 1284 and encodes 427 amino acids. The transcript is spliced from 7 exons. The record is from RefSeq and is a predicted model, not a curated record. NCBI's taxonomy places the organism in Eukaryota, Viridiplantae, Streptophyta, Magnoliopsida, Nymphaeales, Nymphaeaceae.
AUGUUGAAGGACGGAGUCAUUCUCGAUUCUGGCAAGUUGCGGGAUGAGAUCGUGAGCUUGUGCAUAGAGACGGCCAUGCAGGAUUUCUACUCCAAGCGGCUCGCUCUCCAACUACGCCAUUACAUCAGGGAUGGGAGCUACCUCUGCAGGCUAAAAACUCCUUCCUCCCCUUCAUCUGACCAUAAUAAGUUUUUGCCGAAUUUUCAGAUGGAUGAUGGAGACAUCUACGAUUGCAAGAAAAUUCAUAGUCAGCCUAGCAAAAGGAACAUUUCAAUAUCCAAAAGAAAGAAGCAGACAAGUGACAAGUUGAGAGACAGCAGAAUAGCAGAAAGUGGAACAGAAAGUGAAAGCUGCCCACCAGGAAGUUUUCCAGUUCUCAAGGCCACCAAGGCAGGGCCUCUCAAUUUCAGUGCUCUUCAAGAUUUUGCAAGUUCACGUGCCAGGUCGUUUCUCAAAUCAAAAGCCAUGAAAACAUUGGCUAUCGACAAUCCUGCAGACCAUGAGUAUGCAAAAGGUACGGUAAGCGGAACCUAUGGAGGAGGGGAAGGAACUUUUAGUGUUUGGGGACCUAACAUAGAGGACAGGAGUGAGAUGAGCCUUUCACAAGUUUGGGUUGUACAUGCAGCACAACAUCAGAUUUAUAUGGCACUGGAAGCUGGUUGGAUGGUCAAUCCUAGCGUAUUUGGAGAUGCAAGAACGCGGUUUUUUAUCUUCACAACGAAUGACAGCUACAAUACAUGGCUCUAUAAUGAUAACACUAAAUCACCAGAAGACAGAGGCAGUAAUAAUCUGGAAUUCGUAAGAGGACGUCACGGUAUGCCUUUCGGCAAGCGACUCAGAUGUCAAACUAUCAACGGGAAUCCCAGUGAAAUUGAAAUCACUAUCAUACGGAAUGAUGAAGAAGACUGGGAAGUUUUGGUUGAUGAAACGUUGAUUGGCUACUGGCCAAAAUCAAAUUACCAAGUAAACAGCGCAAACGAAGUUUCAUGGGGAGGGGAGAUCGUGAAUCGGCGGACAAGAGGAAGGCACACAUCCACCCAGAUGGGCAGCGGCCAUUUCUCCACCGAUGAUCUCGGGACGGUUGCAUACAUCCGAAAAAUGGCCUUAUACGACCUCGACACGGACCUUUAUUAUCCUCCCGAAGAGGAUAUUGGUAUCAUCAUGAACAAUGGGAACUGCUAUGAUGCCACGUAUUGGGAUCUUCGUCAAGCAGAUGACGAUGAUGACUUUGGCCAUUACAUAACUAUGGGAGGGCCUGGUUAUCAUCGACGCAAUUGUCCUUGA